Molecule: messenger RNA, 3307 nt
Organism: Salvelinus namaycush (lake trout)
Lineage: Eukaryota; Metazoa; Chordata; Actinopteri; Salmoniformes; Salmonidae
Product: collagen alpha-1(VI) chain-like
Exons: 25
Coding region: 1-3102 (1033 amino acids)
Source: RefSeq, a predicted model, not a curated record
AUGGGCAUGGAGGACAGCAGACACCUCUUCACAGGAAACCAACCCACUGACAUCGUCUCCAGCUCUACUCAACUCACUCCCAGGAGCCAUAGACGUUCCACAGCCAGCCUCGGGCUACUCACAGGAGAGACGGAACAUGUCUUGUACAUCAUCCAGUCGAAGACCUCUGGCUUCCUCCAGCAGGACAUCAUAUGGAAUUCUUGUCAGUCGGUGCAGAACUUUGGAGCGGACAAAUGGCUCUCUGCUCAAAGCAUCAGCAACGACAUUCUUGGGCCCUGGAGGGCCUGUCCCAUGAUGAACCUGACCGGUGCUGUUCUACUUCUCUCGUUGGUGUCGCUAGUCCACGGUGCCUGCUCUCUCAAUGGGAGGAACAGAGGAGACCUCUAUGACUGCCCAGCGGAUGUGUACAUUGUUCUGGACACCUCAGAGAGUGUGGCGCUGAGAGCCAAGCCCUACGGCUCCUUCGUUGAUCAGAUCAAGCAGUUUGCCCUGGACUUUGUGGACCAGCUCAACACUAGAUACUACCGCUGUGAGCGUAACCUGACGUGGAGUGUGGGAGUGCUGCACUACAGUGAUGAGGUGAAGGUGAUGAGCGAGCUAACCAGCACCAAGGAGGCCCAAGGAAGAACUCAGCUGAAGAGAGCCAUACAGGACAUCCGCUACAUCGGCAAGGGAACCCACACCGACUGUGCCAUCUCCGUAGCAACUGGGCAGCUGAUGACAGGGGGCUCUCCUCUCCAUGGCAACAAGUACAUGGUGGUGGUGACAGAUGGCCACCCGCUGGACGGAUAUAAGGAGCCGUGUGGCGGGGUGGCAUACACCGUGUCUGAGGCCAGAGCCAUGGACAUUAAAAUCUUCAGCGUGGCUAUCACUCCGCAUCACCUGGGGGACCCUGGGGUUAUGGGCCUGUCUGGUUGUAAAGGAGACGAGGGGGCAGAGGGAGAGAUGGGAACACCUGGGGAGCUAGGGGUUCCUGGAGUGUCUGGACCCAACGGAGUCAAGGGGGAGCCUGGACCAAUGGGAGGACCUGGAAAUAAGGGUGACCGGGGAGACGAAGGUGUAGGGGGAGAGAGGGGACUGAGAGGUGCUCCAGGAAUAAGAGGUGGUCAAGGGGAGACGGGUGACCCAGGCUCUGCUGGAGCACAGGGUCAUGAAGGUCAGGCUGGAGACGUGGGUUCACAGGGUCUGAGUGGAGUGUCUGGGCUCAAAGGGUACAGAGGAGAGCCGGGUUCUCACGGACCUGCGGGUGUUAAGGGCCCCAGGGGGCCUCCAGGAGCACCGGGAGAUGCAGGGCCCAUUGGGAAAAGGGAUCUGUUCCGCACAGCAAAGUUCAUGUCUGACACUCUACAGUCCCCUGAUCUUUUGCCUGAGACUGCCACUGACCUCGCACACUCUGUCAUCACAAAAGCAGGUACAGUUCUCAUGGGAAUGUCAGCCCUCAACCCCAAGCUUGCCGGAUUCCUUCAAAAGGAGAGCCUUGUGCUCAUGGCACAGCACUAUGGAAUCAGAGAGGACAAUCUGCUGGCGGAGGUGCACCAAGUGUGCCGGCUCUUGGAAAGAAGAAAAGAACAUGGCGAGACAAUUAGCAGCACACUGGAGUUCCUGUCCAUGCUUAAACCCUUCAAAGACUCCUUCGUGGACAUCUAUAAACUUGGCAUCAGGGGAUUCACAGGGCUGAAGGGUGAUGUCGGCCUGCCAGGUGAUCGCGGUGAUGAUAACGACCAGCCAGGUCGGGGAGGCCUCCAGGGGCCAAAAGGAUACCCUGGUCUCACAGGAGAGAAUGGAUCACCAGGCCCAGUGGGCCAUCCGGGGGCAGACGAAUGUGAGAUCCUGGAGGUCAUUCAGAAACUCUGCUCAUGCUGUGUGUGUGAGUGUGGUCCGGUGAAGCUACUCUUUGUACUGGACAGUUCAGAGAGCGUUGGGCUGCAGAACUUCACCCUGGAAAAAGAGUUUAUCAUUCGAAUCAUCAACAAGAUUACCAAGUUCAGCAAAGACAAGAAGGAGCUAGGAUCACGAGUGGGUGUAGUUCAGUACAGCCACGACGGCACCCAGGAGCUGGUAUCUAUGGAGGACCCCAAGAUCACCACAGUAGCACAGCUCAAAAGCUCGGUGAGAAACAUGCGCUGGAUUGCUGGUGGUACGUACACGGGAGAGGCGCUGGACUUUGCCCGGCAGGCAUUCGGCAGCUCCCAGCUGGACCGAAAGGUGGCCGUAGUCUUGACGGACGGACGGUCAGAUACCCGCCGGGACGCCAAACCGCUGUCCUCCCUCUGCUCUGUGCCCAAUAUAAGGGUGGUGGGCAUUGGCAUAGGUGACAUCUUCAGACGGGCGUCCUACGCCACUAUGCUGGAGGAGAUCACCUGUCUGGAUACAGCCUCACCUGGACUCUACCUGAAGGUUACAGACCACGUGCAACUGCUGGAGGACUCCUUCUUCAACAACGUUACUGGUUAUAUCUGCCAAGAUAAGAAAUGUCCUGAUUACACCUGUCCAGCCAACUUCCAGGAAGCUACAGACAUAGUCUUCAUGUUGGACGGCUCCUCCAGUGUAGGCCAGGCCAACUUCUACAGAGCCAGAGAGUUUGUUGAGAACAUGGCCGCCAGGCUGCUGUCACAGGACCGGGGAGGGCUGCUCCGCCUGUCCGUCAUGCAGUAUAGCGAUGGGCAGCAGCAGAGAGUGGAGGUGCCCUUCACCUCCAGGGUUGAGGAUGUGCUAACGGGGCUAGCAGCUACGCUCUACAUGGACGGGGCCACCGACUUACCGGCUGCCCUGGCCUUCCUGACCUCCACCCUCCAGAGGGAGGGCCGCUCUGCUGUUCCCAGGAAAGUGGUGGUGUUCACGGACGGCAGGUCUGUGGCCUCUGCCCGGGCUGCUAUCCCCGGAGCCGCCGCCGCCGCCCUGGCAGAGAACACACAGCUGCUGGCCGUCACUGUGGGCAAGGGCUUUGACGAGGCGGGCGUGUGCCAGCUGGUGACGGGACAGGCGAACGGGUUUGAUUACCGCGUCGUGGAUAGUCGUGUCCACCGAGUGGCGCUGUACAGUGACCUGGCCAGACGGGUGGUCAUGCAGAGCCUGGCUAGAAAGCUCUCUAAAGCUCUCUGAAGCUCUCUAAAGCUCUCUGAAGUUCUCUAACGCUCUCUAAAGCUCUGUAAAGCUCUCUUACACUUUCUGAAGCUCUGUAAAGCUCUCUGGAGCAGUGUAAAGCUCUCUGUAGCUCUCUAACGCUCUUAAAGACCUCCAUACUACUGAAAUGUCUAUGAAUUGUCCUGUUGUGCCAUGUAUUAGGCCAUUAAGAAAUUAGAUAGAU